This is a messenger RNA of Humulus lupulus (European hop), 1905 nucleotides long. RefSeq lists its product as uncharacterized. The coding region runs from base 401 to 1471 and encodes 356 amino acids. NCBI's taxonomy places the organism in Eukaryota, Viridiplantae, Streptophyta, Magnoliopsida, Rosales, Cannabaceae. The record is from RefSeq and is a predicted model, not a curated record. The transcript has 6 exons. Gene Ontology annotation, cellular component: nucleus.
AGUAGAUACCUCUCUGCAACUUUUUUUUUUCCUAGAGUUACAUAUUUACCCCGGAACAAUUUUCUCCAUCCUGAAUAUUUUCAAGGAUAUUUCGGUUAAUUUGAUCAUUGUACGGAGACAGAUGGUGAGGGAGGAGGAAGGAGGUCCUGUACCGAAUUACAAUUUUACCUUUGACUGUCUAAACAGUGAGGAUAGAAAUCAAGGGCAGUAUUGCCUAGUUGACAAACGGGACAUUUUCGUCAUUUCAGAAUUAUAAAGAGAGAUAGAGAGAGACAGAGAGGGGAAGAGAGAGACAGAGAUAGAGGAAGAGAGAGAGAGAGAGCAGGGAGUGAGAGAAGAAAGAAGAGAGAUAGAUAGACCGUUUGGUCCGUUUUUUCUGUUACUAUAUGAAGGUGAAACCAUGGUGUCCGACCAAGAAUUAGCUAAAGGGGUGGAGACUUUGCUCCGUGAACCGAACUCAUUCACCUCCGUAAACGGCGUCGUUGAACAGCUUGAAGCGAAGCUAGGGUUAGACCUCUCCCACAAGACUUUGUUCAUCCGGGAGCAGAUCAACCUCCUCCUCCGGUCACAUCCUCAGCCACCACAACAAUAUCAUCAGCUACCAAAGGACCAUUUUGCCCUCCAUUCUCACCCUCAAUCCCAACAACAAUUCGCUGCUGCACUCCACCCCCAACAAUUCCCUCCCCAUUUUGCCCUUCACCCUUACCACCACCGUCCAAUCGAUGCUCACACUUUUCAGGCUCAGACGCCAUCGGCGCCGCAACCCCUUCCGCAGCACGUGCAAACUCACACGCAUCACCCUCCUCCUGUUAAGUCCGAGGUUUUCGUCCAGAAUGCUUCCACUAAUCUCCCCUCCGAACCACCCAAAGAAAGUCCUCCUGUCGGUGCCAAAAGAAGAGGUGGGCCAGGGGGUUUGAACAAAGUUUGUGGGGUAUCACCUGAGCUUCAGGCUGUUGUUGGUGAACCAAAAAUGCCGAGGACUGAGAUUGUGAAACAGCUUUGGGCAUACAUAAGGAAGAACAAUCUCCAGGAUCCCAGCAACAAGAGGAAAAUUAUUUGUGAUGAUGCUUUGCGAGUGGUGUUUGAGACAGACUGCACUGAUAUGUUCAAAAUGAAUAAGCUGCUAGCUAAACACAUUAUUGCCCUUGAACCCACGAAAGGGUCGAGUCAAGCGAAAAGAGCGAAGGUGGAGGUUGAACCUGCACCUGAAAGUACUGACUCUGGCUCGUCAUGUGUAAUAAUUUCUGAAGCACUUGCUAAGUUUUUGGAUACUGGAGGCAGGGAGAUGCUCCGCUCUGAGGCAUUAAAUCGUGUUUGGGAGUACAUAAAGACUAACCAUUUGGAGGAUCCUCUAAAUUCCAUGGCGAUAUUAUGUGACGCAAAGCUUCGCGAGCUUCUUGGAUGUGAAAGCAUUUCAGCACUUGGUAUUUCAGAGAUGUUAGAUCGGCAUCAUCUAUUUCAACGUUCAUGAUGUCAGAUAGCAGUUGACUGGGACAAGGGAUCUUUGCCAUAUGGUCUCUUCUGAUGGUAGAAAAGAUAGGAAAGACUUCUUUUUCUUUUUGUUUUUAACCUAGACUUUUUGGGGUUGCAUUGACAUGGUUAGCUGAUAUGUUGUUUUUUACAGUACUUGGUUAUAUUAUGUUUAGAAUCAAGGGUUAAUGGCAUGGAGUUUGUUGGAAUUAUGCCAUAACCAUGUUGGUGUAGGUUUUCUGGUUCGCUUCAACGAGGUUCUCGCUUUCUGAAAUGCCUAACCUCAAAACUGUGACAGAACGAUAAUUUACUCUGUACAGACCGGAAGGACCAUUCUAUGUAUGUUGUUUGAUGGCAAAAGCUGUUGGUUUUAACUGCAACUUCUUGUAUCUUUGUUUAAUGGCAACAACCAAAGCUUUUUAGCUGCGUCUUUUA